Sinocyclocheilus anshuiensis is the source of this 905-nucleotide messenger RNA. RefSeq lists its product as uncharacterized. Gene Ontology annotation, biological process: DNA recombination; DNA integration. Gene Ontology annotation, molecular function: DNA binding. NCBI's taxonomy places the organism in Eukaryota, Metazoa, Chordata, Actinopteri, Cypriniformes, Cyprinidae. The record is from RefSeq and is a predicted model, not a curated record. The annotation marks the transcript as partial. The transcript has 2 exons.
CAGGACGUGCAGCUUCUCCACCAGUACCUAGAGAAGAAAUCAGUUGAAGCUUCUGAAAGCCUAAAAAAUCACGAGUCUUCACAGACAUAUGCAGAACUUGCCAAAGUGGCACUUGCACAAGUAAUAAUAUUCAACCGACGUUGUGCAGGAGAAGUCUCAAAAAUGACGCUGGAGUGCUUUAAGAAAAGAAACCAGACUGAGCUCCACGAGGACAUAGCUCUCGGUCUCUCUCCAUUUGAACAAAAAAUGUCCAAGCAUUUCAGCAGAGUAGAAAUCAUGGGCAAGAAAGGGAGAAAAGUUGCUAUUUUGUUCAAUCCUGAACUUGUCAGAACCAUUAAACUUAUUGUGGAGAAGAGAGAUGCAUGUGAAGUAGACGGGGACAACCCCUUUCUAUUUGGAAGACCAAAGUGCUCACCCACCAGCUUCUUCAGAGGACAGGACUGCAUCAGGCUUUUUGCAAGUCAGUGUGGUGCGAAGAACCCAGAACAUCUCAGGUCUACACAGCUCCGCAAGCAAGUGGCAACAAUGUCCCAGAUUCUCAGUCUUAAGGAUAACGAGCUGGACCAACUUGCCAACUUUUUGGGCCAUGACAUUCGAGUCCAUAGAGACUAUUAUCGGUUGCCAGAUGCAACUAUAGAAAUUGCAAAAAUCUCAAAGCUGCUACUAGCAAUGGAAAAAGGAAGUCUCGCAAGAUUCCAAGGAAAACCUCUCGAUGAAAUUGAGAUUGAAGAUGAAAUUGAUCUGGAAUUAGACGAUGAAGAAAUAAGUGAUGAAGAUGAUGAAGAGUCAGAUCCUGCACAUGGAGUAAGGGGUACGUAAUGAAUUUUAUUCCAGUGUGCAUCAAUGGGAUUGUGUGUUCACUACAGAACUUACCACAGGAGGCCCACUACAGACUUCAUACAGGC